AUGCCACACGGCAGCCACGUCUCCCAGCCUCCUGUGGCGCCUCCACGUCCCCUGACUUCAUACGAGCGCGGGAGGGAUCUGUGCACCUUUGUGUCAACAGCAGCAUCCCAUGUCAUGCGCACCUUGCAGAGACCCUGCAGGAGCCGGCCCGGCAAGAGGAAAGUGAACCACCGGAGGUUCCUACAGAACCAGAUUUGCAGGAGUUUCUCAGACAUUGAGGCUGCUACUCGCCGCUUGGCCUCCUCCAUCCUUUCCCAGGAGGCUCAGACACUCCCUGCAGCAUCGCAGCAAACGAGUCCUCCCAAGCCCAACAACCCAGCCCCAGCCCGGGCACCUCCUGGCUCCUUUUUGGGCACAGCGGAAGCCUUUGUGGCUCCCGACCCAAGCCCCUGCUGGGCGCUCUCCCUUGACGCCCUGAUGUCAGGACCAGAGGAACUUUUUGAGCCCAUCAUUGAGGAGAUGGAACCGGCAAGCAACACCUUAUCUCUAUGUGGUCCCAAUCCCUUAGGGCCGUGCCUGCUGGAAUGUAAUAAUGUGCCGUCCAGCUUGCCGUCCCACAGAGAAGGUUCUGCAGCCUGUGGAGCUUGCCUAGUAGCUUCAGACAAGUGCUUUCCGGGGGCAUCUGAAUGCCCCAUCCCUGCCUCCAAUCCAGGGGCUCUGGUGGUUUCUGACUAUGACAACUGCAUGCCCUUCUGGGAGCUGGAAGCAUGGUGA
Molecule: messenger RNA, 714 nt
Organism: Zootoca vivipara (common lizard)
Lineage: Eukaryota; Metazoa; Chordata; Lepidosauria; Squamata; Lacertidae
Gene: C12H19orf85
Product: chromosome 12 C19orf85 homolog
Source: RefSeq, a predicted model, not a curated record